UUGUUCUGUUUUGUUUUUUUGAGCGGGUUUCCCUAUGUAUCCUACACUGGCCUUGAUCUUGCAGCAGUCCUCCUGCCUUAGUCUCCAAGUACUGGGAUCACAAGUUUGUGUCUGUUUUUUUGUUGUCUGUUCUGUGAGGUUUGUGUGCUUGCAGGAGUUCCAGUUGCGGGUGCUGCGUGCUUGGGGGCAAAGGUGUUCAGUUUCCUGUUAGUGGCCUUUGCAGUUAACCUCCCACAAGUGUGCGCUUUGCUUUCUGCCUUGGAAUCAGUCCUAUUUAUUUCUUACUGGGAUUGCUUGGAUCUUUCAGUGUACUUCUUGUUUCCUAAACCAUCCAAACAUCUUUGGUCACAUUUUUAAAUGCCAUUGUUAGAAGGACUGUACCAAUCUUACUUUUUUUUUUGUCUUUUUCCUUUUUAUCGGUCCUGGGGAUUGAACUCAUGACUGCCUGCUUCCAAGGCAGGCGCUUAUGCCGCUGAGCUAAACCUCCAGCCCCGAUUGUACCAAUCUUGUAUCUGUGCAUUUCAGUAGUUUUUACUCCUAAACAUUUGGUGAGCUGGGUUUGUGCUCACUGCUCCUGGAAUUCACCCCAUGACCUCAUCCUGGAGGUUCCCUCCUUGCUUUCUCCUGAAGAAACUGGGGAUGUGAGAUGUUUAAGAAACUUGUACAGUGUCUUGGUGCUCAUUUUGCCAGCUGUUGGAAUGCAGUCAUACCUAGGAACCUGGCUGCUGUGAAACUCUUUGCAUUUGGUGCUCUGCACAGCUUAAGGUGUUUUUCUGGCGAUGAGCAUUUCUUUGACAUGCACAACAGCCAGAACUUAACAGUGUGGAUUGCCUCAUGACUGCCUACCUUUUCCUGCCAAAACUGUUUGGCCCUUGUCACCUUUUGGAGUCAAUUAACAAUGAGUACCAAGAAAUCACUCUACUGUUUCACAUAUUCUGUUUUAUAUAUAUAUGUCUUUGUUUUUUGCACUCAAGUUAUAAAUUUCAAGGUGAGGAUUGUUUGUCAGUUGGCCUGUUUAGUACAUUAUUCUUUUUCACAUAGUUUCUAUUGUUAAGAGCUGGGGAAAAAAACAAACCUGGAGCUUGGAGUCAGAAAGUCUUGGUAGUGGCACCCCAUUAAUUCCAGGAACUUCGGAGGCUGAAGCAGCAGGAUCACAAAUUUAAGAUCAGCUUGGGCAAUUAAAUUUAGUAAGAUCUUUAAAAUAAGAAAGGCUUAGGGAUAUAUAAUUCAGUGGUAGAACUCUUGCCUGGCUUAAGUGAGGCUCUAAGUUCAAUUUUCAUAGUAUUAAAAGAAAAAAGAAAAAAUUAAGUCCCAAACUCUGGUUCUUCCUGCUAUCAUCCUACGGGCAAAUUAAUUUUGCCCCAUCUGAGAACUUCACAUAUGCUAAGCAAGUGCUGUGUCCCUGAGUUAUAUCCUUGGUCCUUUAUUUGAAAACAUGUCUCACUGAAUUACCCAGGCUGGGCUCCUCAACUUUCUUCCUUCUUCAGUUUCCCUAUACCUGGGAUUAUAGGUAUGGUAUGUGUUUCCAUUCCAUACCAUACUGAACUGCAUCCCCAGUGGCCUCCCAUCCCCUCCCCCCUUUUUUUUUAAUUUGAGAAAGGGUCUAAGUUACCCAGGCUGGACUCAAACUUGGGAUCCUGUGCCUCAACUUCCCAGAGUGCUGGAAUUACAGGGAAGAUGGUGAGUUGGAAGAAGGUGAACUGGAAGAUGAUGGGGCAGAGGAGACCCAGGACACCCCAGGAGGGCAAGAGAGAAGUCGGAAAGAAAAGGGGGAGAAACACCAUAGCGACUCAGAUGAGGAGAAAUCUCACAGGAGGCUGAAGCGGAAACGGAAGAAAGAACGGGAGAAGGAGAAGAGGAGGUCAAAGAAGAGGAGGAAAUCCAAGCACAAACGCCAUGCUUCUUCCAGUGAUGACUUCUCAGACUUCUCAGAUGAGUCAGAUUUCAGCCCGAAUGAGAAGGGGCACCGCAAGUACCGGGAGUAUAGCCCCCCAUACGUGCCGUCCCACCAGCAGUACCCCCCAUCACAUACCUCAUCCCUUCCCAAGAAGUCCUACUCCAAGAUGGACAGCAAGGGCUACAGCAUGUACGAAGACUAUGAGAAUGAGCAGUAUGGAGAAUAUGAGGGGGACGAGGAAGAAGACAUGGGCAAGGAUGACUACGAUGACUUCACCAAAGAGCUGAACCAGUAUCGCCGCUCCAAGGAGGGCAGCAGCCGAGGCCGAGGCAGCCGAGGUCGCGGCAGGGGUUACAGAGGCCGAGGAAGCCGCGGGGGAUCUCGAGGCCGGGGCAUGGGCAGGGGCAGCCGAGGCCGGGGUAGAGGCUCCGUGGGAGGAGAGCACCCGGACGAUGAGGAGGACUUCUACGAGGAGGACAUGGAGCUGCAGUAUGGAGAAGGUGAGGAGCCCAUGGGGGACGACGAUUAUGAUGAAUACUCCAAGGAGCUGAACCAGUACCGCCGGUCCAAGGAUGGCCGAGGCCGAGGGUUAAGUCGAGGCCGGGGCCGGGGCUCCCGGGGUCGAGGGAAAGGGAUGGGCCGGGGCCGAGGCCGAGGCAGCAGCCGCGGAGGAAUGAACAAGGGUGGAAUGAAUGAUGAUGAAGACUUCUAUGACGAUGACAUGGGCGAUGGCGGUGGAGGCAACUACCGGAGGGGUGACCAUGACAAACCCCACCAGCAGUCUGACAAGAAGGGCAAAGUCAUCUGCAAGUACUUCGUGGAAGGGCGAUGCACGUGGGGAGACCACUGUAACUUUAGCCAUGACAUUGAACUGCCAAAGAAGCGAGAGCUCUGCAAGUUCUACAUCACGGGGUUCUGUGCCCGAGCCGAGAACUGCCCCUACAUGCAUGGUGACUUUCCCUGUAAGCUGUACCACACAACAGGGAACUGCAUCAAUGGGGAUGACUGCAUGUUUUCCCAUGACCCUCUGACCGAGGAAACGCGAGAGCUCCUAGAUAAGAUGUUGGCUGAUGAUGCAGAAGCAGGUGCCGAAGAUGAGAAGGAAGUUGAGGAACUGAAGAAGCAGGGGAUCAAUCCCCUGCCCAAACCACCACCCGGUGUGGGCCUCCUGCCCACCCCACCUCGGCCUCCUGGGCCCCAGGCCCCCACCUCUCCCAACGGCAGACCUAUUCAGGGCGGCCCUCCGCCCCCUCCUCCGCCCCCACCCCCUCCUGCUGGGCCCCCUCAGAUGUCCAUGCCAGUGCACGAGCCACUGUCUCCACAGCAGCUACAGCAGCAGCAGGACAUGUAUAACAAGAAGAUCCCCUCCCUGUUUGAGAUCGUCGUGCGGCCCACAGGACAGCUGGCUGAGAAGCUAGGUGUGAGGUUCCCUGGACCUGGUGGACCCCCAGGGCCAAUGGGUCCUGGGCCAAACAUGGGACCCCCAGGGCCAAUGGGGGGCCCCAUGCACCCCGACAUGCAUCCAGACAUGCACCCAGAAAUGCACCCUGAUAUGCAUCCGGACAUGCACCCCGAUAUGCCGAUGGGCCCUGGCAUGAACCCUGGCCCGCCUGUGGGUCCUGGCGGUCCCCCCAUGAUGCCAUAUGGUCCUGGAGACUCCCCACAUUCUGGAAUGAUGCCCCCCAUCCCGCCAGCCCAGAACUUCUAUGAAAACUUCUACCAGCAGCAGGAGGGCAUAGAGAUGGAGCCAGGCCUCAUCGGGGAUGCAGAGGACUACGGGCACUACGAAGAGCUGCCGGGGCAGCCUGGGGAGCCCCUCUUCCCCGAGCACCCUCUGGAGCCAGACAGCUUCUCUGAGGGAGGGCCCCCAGGCCGGCCGAAGCCGGGUACCGGUGUCCCCGACUUCCUGCCCUCAACCCAGAGGGCCCUGUACCUGAGGAUCCAGCAGAAGCAGCAGGAGGAGGAGGAGAGAGCGAGGAGGCUGGCUGAGAGCAGCAAGCAGGACCGGGAGAAUGAGGAAGGUGAUACCGGAAACUGGUACUCAAGUGAUGAGGACGAAGGUGGGAGCAGUGUCACCUCCAUCCUGAAGACACUGAGGCAGCAGACAUCCAGCCGACCCCCUGCGUCAGUUGGGGAGCUAAGCAGCAGUGGACUGGGGGACCCCCGCCUCCAGAAAGUACACACCACUGGAGGCCGACUGGCUGACCCCCGCCUCAGCAGGGACCCCAGACUCUCCCGCCAUGCUGAGGCUUCUGGCGGCUCGGGCCCUGGAGACACUGUGCCUUCUGACCCCCGGCUGGCUCGCUCCCUGCCUGCCUCGAAGGUUGAGGGGAGCCUUCAUUCCAGUCCCGCUGGCCCCAGCAGCUCCAAGAGCUCUGGGGCUCCCCCUCAGGAGGAGGAGGAAGGCGAGCGGGCCCUGCGGGAGAAGGCUGUGAACAUUCCCCUGGACCCCUUGCCCGGGCACCCGCUGCGGGACCCAAGGUCGCAACUGCAGCAGUUCAGUCAUAUCAAGAAGGACGUGACCCUGAGCAAGCCCAGCUUUGCCCGUACUGUACUGUGGAACCCCGAAGAUCUGAUCCCUCUGCCCGUCCCCAAGCAGGACAUGGUGCCCCCUGUACCUGCUGCCCUGCAGUCCAUGCCUGCCUUGGACCCCAGGCUACACCGUACCAACCCCACAGGGCCCCCCGGAGCCCGCCAGCGCCCGGGCACCUCUGCAGACCCCAGCACCUCUGGCUCUAACCUACCCGACUUUGAACUACUCUCUCGCAUCCUCAAGACUGUUAACGUUACCGGCCCCUCUGCAGCCCCCAGCCCGAGUGACAAGCCCAGCGACCCCAGGGUGCGGAAGGCCCCUACUGACCCUCGACUGCAGAAACCAGCAGACUCAGUGGGCUCCUCACGUGCCACCAAGCCCAGCCCACCUGAGGAGUCCUCUCCAGCCUCCAGCCCCGGCGGGGGGUCUUCCCCACCAGCCACAGCACCCUACGACCCCAGGGUGCUGGCAGCUGGUGGGCUGGGUCAGGGCAGCGGCAGCGGGCAGAGCAGUGUGCUGAGUGGCAUCAGCCUCUAUGACCCGAGGACUCCUAAUGCGGGUGGCAAAGCCGGGGAGCCUGCUGCUGACACGGGUGCCCAGCCUAAGGGGCCUGAGGGCAACGGCAAGAGCUCGGCCUCCAAGUCCAAGGAGCCCCCUUUUGUCCGCAAGUCCGCAUUAGAGCAGCCAGAAGCGGGGAAAGCAGGUGCAGAUGGGACUUCUGCCUCAGCCACGGACAGGUACAACAGCUACAACCGGCCCCGGCCCAAGGCCACUGCGGCCUCAACGGCAGCCACAGUCACUGCGCCUGCAGAGGGUGCUGCACCCCAGCCCGGAGUGCACAACCUGCCUGUGCCUGCGCUCUUCGGGACUGCGAAGCCAGUGCCCAAGACAGGCUCAGGAAGCCCAUUCGCUGGCAACAGUCCAGCCCGCGAGGGCGAGCAGGACGCAGGGUCCCUGAAAGACGUUUUUAAAGGCUUUGAUCCCACCGCCUCCCCCUUCUGCCAGUAGUGUUACCCAGGGCCAGUGCUCCUGCCACCCCACCUCGUCCAGGGUGAUAUUUAAGGGCAGCAGUCAGAGCUGGGAUGGGGGGAGUUGGGGAGGGACUGGGCGUGCUUUCUUUUCUUUUUUCUCCUCUUUCUCCUUGUUUUUUUGUUUUUCCUCAAGUAGUAUUCUUUUGAGACAUAAACUGUACAUAACCAUCUUGGGUGGGUUCUGUCCGUGCUGCAGGGCCUCCCCCCAGGACAAAGGGAACUCGCGUGCCUGAGGAGGCACGGAGGGUCAGUCACUCCACUGCGGGCGAGGAGGGACUGAGCCCAAGCUCACGGGGCUGCAAGGAGUCCAUGCCCACAGCUUCAGCCUCGGAGAGCAGAAAGGGACUGAGCAGCCAGCUGGGAACCCUCCAGGGGCCUCCUCUGCCCAGCCCGGCCCCCAGUACCUCCCCAGUUCAGACUGCACAGCAGCCUGGGUGCGGUGGUAGCCCUGAAGAGCUGCCUGGCAGCAAGUGUUCUGUCAGUAUUACCCGUCCUGCCCCGCAUGCCAGGGUCCGCUCUGGCCCCGAAAAGCCACAGCACCCUGUGCGCCUGUACUGCCGGCCUCUGCCCUGGUGACAGCUCAAGGAUCCGUGGCCGGCCCACCCACAGGCUCCCGGCGGGAGCCCGGGCAGCCCCAGCACAGUGUUGGCACGCUCUGCUUUCUUUGCUCCUUAAACUGUGGUGUCUAAAAGAGAUGAGGCACUGGUGUGCAGGCUUCUUCUCCCAGGCCAGCGGAUGCCAUGGUUCAGAGUAUCAUGCACUUCUCGGAAGGGGGAUAGGGUAGGAGACUCGAGCUGGAGCAGGCAGAGGGGCCAGGAUCCCUGGGGACAGAGAGGACUGAACCGGGACAGAGUAGAGAUGUUCAGUGGCCUCUUUCCCCCUAAUCCUGCCACCCCGCCUGAGGACUGGCCUUGUCCAGGGGCCCUGUGUCUUCUCACAGUGGGACCUGGCCACCCAGCUGAGGGUCCCCCUCCUGUCCCAUGGUAGCAGCCCCAUAAGGCUCCUGGGCCACUCCCCCCCCCCCCCCCCGGAGAAGUAAUAGCUCACCAGUUUGGGGCCAGGAGCCAGGGUGGGAGUGGCCAGACUGAGUACACGGUGGGGCUGAGGUGGGGUGCUGGCCAGCCUCCGCCUUUUGUGUUGUUUUCCAAAGCAAUCAUCCGUGAGAUUUGUCUUCAGCCACCAGAACCGGCCAUGGGCAGGGCCCAGACGAGUGAGGUGAGGAAAGGGCACAGUGUGGCAGUAUUUUGGGUUUGGCUUCCCCCCACCUCUGAGAAAGUAAAUGCUUUUUUAAAACCGAAAUCUGUGGAUGAAAUAGAAGCCAAAAUGCUCCUCGGAACAUUCAGCUUCAAACCUCAUGGGACUAUGAAUUCAUCCGGAAUUCCCUUUUGCCAUCAGGCUGAGCUUUUAAUGAAAAAUUGUUCGCUAACCAGGAUUGUAACAAAAGUGUAAAUACUAUUUCAGAGUUGAAAGUCGAUGGUGCAAAUAUGUAUAUAAUGUACUGUAUUUUUACAAUGAUCGUCGCAUGACUACCCCCCCCCCCUUUUGUACUCCAUAUCUGUCUUCCAGAAACCUCUCCUGCCUUUUCUCCUAUGUCUCUUAAACUGAUAAUUGUAUUACUGCCAUUAAAGGAUGCAGUUAUUUUAA
Messenger RNA from Cavia porcellus (domestic guinea pig), 7105 nucleotides. RefSeq names its product zinc finger CCCH-type containing 4 (gene Zc3h4). Gene Ontology annotation, molecular function: RNA binding; metal ion binding. Gene Ontology annotation, biological process: negative regulation of DNA-templated transcription. Gene Ontology annotation, cellular component: nucleus. The transcript has 14 exons. Bases 2064 to 5438 code for a protein of 1124 amino acids. Lineage: Eukaryota; Metazoa; Chordata; Mammalia; Rodentia; Caviidae. The record is from RefSeq and is a predicted model, not a curated record.